This is a messenger RNA of Adelges cooleyi (spruce gall adelgid), 2357 nucleotides long. It is a transcript of the gene Fbxl4, whose product is annotated as F-box/LRR-repeat protein 4. Lineage: Eukaryota; Metazoa; Arthropoda; Insecta; Hemiptera; Adelgidae. The coding region runs from base 190 to 2103 and encodes 637 amino acids. Gene Ontology annotation, cellular component: SCF ubiquitin ligase complex. Gene Ontology annotation, biological process: SCF-dependent proteasomal ubiquitin-dependent protein catabolic process. The transcript has 12 exons. The record is from RefSeq and is a predicted model, not a curated record. Gene Ontology annotation, molecular function: protein binding.
UCGUAUUGUAUUUAAUAUUUAAUAAUGUAAAAUUAAUAUAGAUUUAGGAAUAAUAGGAUUAGUAAUUUAAUAACAAUUUAAAUUUUAACUCUUAGUUACCUAUGUGGUGUUCACUUUUAUGAAAAUGUGUUCACAAAAUCAUUUUUUACUAGUAAUUUGACAUUGUUUAGUUGUGUUGAUCAAAUCGUCAUGACCGAAGAACAGGUCGGUUUCAAUUUGGCCGAUCUGAAGAAGUUGUGCAAGUCUUAUAUUGACUACACGAGAACUUAUGCAGACCUAAACAACCAACAGUGUCAUGAAAUGGAUGGAUUCGUGUUUCAGUUUGCAUCUGAGGUUGUUGACUUUAGCUCGCAGUACGGUAGCGACAUUAGUAUAUCAUACACAGCCAGCAACCUUACAGGCAAGCCGAGCAAAUUUCCCAAUUAUGGAGAUUUUCCACAAUCCUAUGUCAUGAGAUCUUAUGGUCCAUGGAAAGAGCAAUCUCCAUCUAGAAAAUGUAUAAUAAUGCCACAAAAUGCAGAUAAAAUUAAGAGUGAAGAUUUUAUAAUUUUGUCAUUUGACAUACCCGUCAUUCCCAUGGUAAUUUCCAUUUUUGAAACAUAUACACCAGGAUCAGUUGUUCGUAUAUCAGGUAAAGUAGUUGACCAACCAGAUACGAAAGCGUGGAAAUUGUUAUGGGAAGGCAUGCCUCAAAAUUGUAACGGCCUACGACAAUCUCGAUUGUUCACUCCGCCAAUAAAUUUCAUAGGAGAACGUAUCAAGCAAAUAUGUAUCGAGUUUAAUCAUACACAAUUGGAGUACUACACGGAGUUGGAUGCCGUUUCUUUAGGGGGUAUUAUAAAUUACCCAGAAGAUGGUGUAAUCCGUGUAACAAAACCUCCAAUUACACCAUCUUUGGCAGGUUAUAUUUUUGAUGAUAAUCAAGAUGCUUCGGAAAUUAGUGUAUCUUCGAGUGUGCCCAAAAUGCCCAUUUCAACAAGUUUAGAUCCUUUUUUAAAAUUAAUAAAAAACAUAGAAGAAUUAGAAAACGAAUGCCGCAAAGCGCCAAAUGUCGAUCUCAUAUCUCAAUUACCCGAUGAAACAUUGCUGCAAAUAUUUUCAUACUUGGAUUUAAAAUCUCUGCGUAGAUGUAUGGCUGUUUGUAAACGGUUCAAUGAUAUUUGUAAAGACGAAUUUUUGUACACUGAAAUAAAUUUAAAACCAUAUUGGUCUUCAUUUUCAUAUUCAAUGUUAACUUCAUUAGAACCUUAUUGUACUCGACUAACAAUGUUGGAUUUGUCAUGGUGCGGCAUAACUAAUGGAAUAACUAGUACGGAGUUUAACUGUUUCAUUAAAAAAUGCGGAAUCAAUUUUACACAUUUGCGAUUGGACAGCUGUGGAUUUGUCAAAGGAACCGUGUUAACUGCCAUUAGCUUAUACUGCCCUAAUCUCAAAGAAUUAAGUUUAAGAAACUGCACCUCAAUCGAAUUUGAGUUUAAUUGUAUGCUGUGUUUUCCGAAAAUUGAACGAUUUGACUUUUAUCGGACUAAUGUUAGCGUGAAAGCAUUAGAAUCCAUUCUGCGUCAUACACCUAGAUUGAAACACAUAAACUUAGGAUCUUGUAAAAAAAUUGAAACUAUGGAUCGAGUGGCGUUUACUUUGGCUUUUUGGAACACAGAACUUGUGUCUGUAGAUUUUUGGAAAAGUUACACUUUGUCACCAAAUGGACUACGAUUCUUGACAGCUUGUUCUAAACUCGAAGAAAUCGAUCUUGGAUGGUGUUUGGGAUUAAGUAUUCCUGGCGACAGUCUUGUGAGUUUGGCGAAAGCGUGUCCAAAUCUUAAGAAGAUUAUUAUUGUGUCUUUGCGAGGUGUAUGCGACCGAGAUCUGUUUGCAUUCUCUGAUAACUGUCCCUUAUUGGAACAAAUAGAUCUAGUCGGUCUUAGAGCAAUUACAGCUGAUGCUUGUUCUAGGUUCUUACAGAAUUGUAAGCGGUUAAAAUUGAUGGAUGUCAAUUUCUGUGAGAACGUUAAAGAAAUGAAUAUCCUCGAUUGGCGGCUGAACUAUCCGGAAGUUUGCAUAAAGUAUACCACUUCAAAUCAUACCAACGUAUAUCACUACUAGACCAUCACAAAAAUUAUUUGACUCUAAGACGCCGUGACCAGUUCGAGGACAAGUGGUGUUUACUCUAUUACACUGAAUUCUUUCGAUAUCAGCCCACUGAUUUAUUUGAAGUCCUUCGUUGGCAUACUUGAACCAUGAAAAGAAGCUCAACCACCGGAAGUAAGGGGGAAUCGAACUACAAAAACAAUUGGUGUUAAUAACUAAUAUUAUUUGUAUAUACUAUUAAAGCGAUAAACAGUUUUUUUUUUAAAAUU